AUGAAAUUAAAAAUCGGUGUAAGUUUUAUUUUUCAAAAAAAAAUUUCAUUUUAAAUUCUGAAAAUUUCAGAAUGCCCUAAAUGUAUGCUCAAAAUGCGUCAAAUUUAAAAUUUCAACAUCAAAAAUCCUACUGUAUCUAGACUACGGUAAUCUUCCAAGUUAUCAGAUUAAUCUGUAAGUUUUCAAUUUGUUUUUGAAUUUUUUCUGAAAAUUAUUUUUUUUUCAGAUUUUCUGCUGUUUCCUAUGUAGCCCAAGCUGCAAAAAUGGAAAAAACGGAAUGUUGUGGUACUGUAUCUAAACUACAGUAAUCCUAUUAUUGCUCAGAUUGGAAUCCGAAACAAAUAAAAAAGGUUGUAUCGAUUUUGUUGUGUUUUUGUUCACAAAUAAAUUUUUUUGAAAAAAAAAUCUCGCUGAAAUUCAAAAUUUGCCACGUGGAUUUUUGAAAAUUGAAAUUUUUCAAGUGGAUUUUCAGAUAAAAACUUCAGAAAUCUGAAAAUCCACGUGGCAUCUGAAAUUUAUCUGAAAUUGUGUACAAAAAAUACAAAAUUGCAGCAUUUUUCUUAUCACGUUCACAGUUUUCAGCUGGUUUUUCAUAAUUUUUGAAAAACUAAAAUGCUGAUAGGUUUUCGAAUGUGGUGAACAACCUUAUUCAUGUUGUAAAAAUUGAUUUUCCACCCAGAAACCAGGUGAAAAUUGGCGAAAACCCCGCCAUGCAAAACACAAUUUGCAAACAACACUCCGCUUUUUUGCACUUGCCCCUAUUUUAGUGAGGGCGCGGUUUUUCUUUUAUUUUUCACAUUUUCUCUGUUUUUUUCGCUGUUUUCUCGUUUCAAAGUGGAAAACUAAUGUAUUUUUCGCAGGAGUAUGAUAGAAUAUGGCGACAAUUCGAGUUUUUGCCGAAACAAGUGGUAAAAGGUAAGGUGAAGUGCGAAAUAUCAUAAUAUUAUUGUGUUUUAGGACCUCAAAUUGCUCGUCAACCUCGCAAAUUCGAUUGUGGAGAGGCUGCUUAUGGGAAGCGCGGGAAAAAGGUUUGUCUUUUCAAGUUUUAUCUUAAAAAACAAAACUUUUCAAAUAUUUUAAUUUUAAAAAUACGAAAUUUAGUUGAGAGAACAAUGA
This is a messenger RNA of Caenorhabditis angaria, 1116 nucleotides long. NCBI's taxonomy places the organism in Eukaryota, Metazoa, Nematoda, Chromadorea, Rhabditida, Rhabditidae. The record is from the annotation of a GenBank genome assembly.